Parastagonospora nodorum SN15 is the source of this 1891-nucleotide messenger RNA. RefSeq lists its product as hypothetical. The record is from RefSeq and is a predicted model, not a curated record. Gene Ontology annotation, molecular function: carbohydrate binding; catalytic activity. Gene Ontology annotation, biological process: carbohydrate metabolic process. Lineage: Eukaryota; Fungi; Ascomycota; Dothideomycetes; Pleosporales; Phaeosphaeriaceae. Bases 1 to 1842 code for a protein of 613 amino acids. The transcript has 2 exons.
AUGGUUCAAGCAGCGAUCAAGUCGUCAGAGAACAACAAUACAAUCGACAUCUCGAAUGAUCGCCUUUCUUUCACCGUUGCAAAAGGCACCGGAUACGUCUCGAAGCUCUCCCUUGAUGGACAGAAUUUGCUUGGCAGCGGACGAGGGCCUUAUCUCGACGGCCACCUCGACAGCGGAUUCUGGACACCCGGAAAAGGCGCAAAGUACCAAUUGUUUAAAGGUACUGAUGGGGACGGCAAGACCUACGCUGGGGCUAUGAUGAGCCAAGGCUACCAAACAACAGGCAUAGUCUUUGAACAGUACUGGUUCUUGCGCGACGGAGAGACAGGCCUGCACGUCUUCAGUCGAGCGAAGUAUAGCAAUUCUUCAGUGCCAAGUGGUGGUGACCUAGGAGAAUUCCGUCAGCUCUUCCGACCUUCCGGGUCUGUAUGGACACAUCUGUCGUCCAGUGAUGAAAUGUUUGCGCCUCUGCCAAACACAACCGGUGCGCCCGUUGUGCAAGACGCAUCAUGGUAUGUAGGCGGAAGCAAAAGCGACCCCUAUGUCAAACAAGUGUCGGACUACUUUACGAAAUACAUGUUCUCGGAGGAAUGGAGAGAUCAGACCGUGCACGGCAUGUAUGGUGAUGGCACCAAGAGUAGCGAUGGGACGAAUUUUGGAGCCUGGCUUCUUAUGAACACGAAAGACACAUAUUUCAACGGACCUACACAUUCCGAUCUUACUGUCGACGGCAUCGUAGUUCAGCAAGUCUACUAUUUCAACAUAGGCAGUAAGGGAACUUCUCUGCAGUCUCUACGUAGCGACGCGAAGAAGAUGGUAUCUACUAAUUGGGCAGCUUUUUAUGAUGCUAUCGCUCAGCACGUUCCAAACUUGGUGCCUUCAACGGGCCGUGGAACCUUUAAAGCGACUGUUUCUCUUCCCAAGGGUGCAACCCGCGCUCUCGCUGUUCUAGCUGUCGAUGGACACGACUUCCAGGACAAUAACAAGAUCCCUUCCGCGUAUCAAUACUGGGGAAAUAUCGAAAAGUCUGGAAGCGUCACUAUUCCUUCCGUAAAGGCUGGAACAUAUCGCUUGACUGUAUACGCGGAUAACAUUUUCGGUCAAUACGAGCAGGAUGGUAUCGUUAUCAAGGCUGGAUCCCUUGCAACAACUACAGCUACUUGGAAUGCCGAGUCCGCUGGUACUGAAUUAUGGCGAAUUGGUACCCCUGAUAAGAGCAGUGGCGAAUUCCGACAUGGUAACGAGGAAGAUACCACUCGUACGAAUCAACCACGCCAAUAUCGUCUCUACUGGGCGGUACAUGACUUCGUGAAAGACUUUCCUAAUGGUGUGAAAUACCACGUCGGCAAUUCUUCGCUUUACGAGCUGAAUUACGUGCAUUGGAGCGUUUUCGGCGGCAAGGCGAACUACCUUCGCAAAGAUCCGUACUACACAAAUGUCAAUAAUUGGACACUCACAUUCGACCUCACGCAAAAUCAGAUCUCCAAUAAAUCCGAAGCGACCUUCACCAUACAGCUUGCCGGCGUUAAGACAUCUGCUGGCAACAAUGAUGCUGCUGCUCCUGGCAAAGCAUGGGCUGAUCUACCUUACAACGUUAUCAUAAAUGGCAGACAGCUGGAGACAUGGGUUAUACCCAGUACUCAUAGCAGCAGCUGCGCAGUAAGAAGUGCAGCUACGUGUUAUACGACAGGCCACAAGUUCAAAUUCCCGGUAAGUCAGUUGAAGGAGGGCUACAACGAGUUUGUUCUCAGCUUGCCUGCAAGGGCGACUGCACCAGAAGAUGCAGAGCUGCCGGAGAGUGUAUAUGUGCAGUAUGAUGCCUUGAGGCUCGAGGUAAAAUAGGUGGGACUGGAAAAUUGUAGGCCUGCGAAAUCUAGAACAUCUCCGUCCA